Molecule: messenger RNA, 966 nt
Organism: Emiliania huxleyi CCMP1516
Lineage: Eukaryota; Haptophyta; Isochrysidales; Noelaerhabdaceae
Exons: 3
Coding region: 1-966 (321 amino acids)
Biological process (GO): translational initiation
Cellular component (GO): eukaryotic translation initiation factor 2B complex
Molecular function (GO): translation initiation factor activity; guanyl-nucleotide exchange factor activity
Source: RefSeq, a predicted model, not a curated record
AUGGCGGCCACGACGGUCAUCAUCGCCUCCUACUCUGGCUUCCUGAAGGAGGAGGCCACAUCGGUCUGCGCGGCCGCCAUCAAGGCGCUCACCGAAGGGAUCCGCCGCUCGACGGCGACGACGCUCAUGGGGCUGCGCAACGACCUCAUGCAGGCGGGCGAGGCACUCAAGCAGUGCGACGACGCGCCCAUCUCGAUUGAGUCGCUCUGCGAGCUCUUCGUCCGCUUCGUCACCCGCACCGCGCUCGACGUGCCCGACUUUGGCUCGUGCAAGGCGCUCCUCAUCGAGCGCGGCGAGAUGUUUGCGCAGAAGGCGCAGGCGGCGCGCGACCGGAUCGCGCAGCUGGGCGCGCCGUUCGUCACCGACGGCGCGAUGGUGCUCACCCACGGCUACUCGCGCAUGGUGCUCGGGGUGCUGCUCGCUGCGGCGGCACGCGGCUGCCACUUUUCGGUGCUCGUCGCCGAGUCGCACAGCGGCGGCGGCGGGCACGCGACGGCGCAUGAGCUAGCGCGCGCGGGCGUGCCGGUGACGAUGAUCGAGGACGCGGCGGUCGCGCAUGCCAUGGCGAGGACCUCGCUCUGCCUGAGCGGCGCCGAGGCGGGCGGCGCCGCUGUCGCGGCUGGCUGUGCGGACAGGGCGGUGGUCGAGUCGGGAGGCGUCCUCUCCAAGACGGGCACCUUCCAGAUCGCCAUCGUCGCCGCCGCCUGCAAGAAGCCGUUUUACAUCGCCGCAGAGAGCACAAAGUUCGCGCGCAAGUUCCCGCUCUCGCAGCUCGACCUGCCCGCCGCAGAGGCGCGCGCCUCGGGCACGGCGAGAGGGAGGCGAGGGCCGCCGCCGCCCACGCUGCGCGCAGAGACGCCGUCGCGCGACUACACCCCGCCGUCGUACAUCACGAUGCUCUUCACCGACCUCGGCGUGCUCACCCCCUCCGCCGUCUCGGACGAGCUGAUCAAGCUCUUUACGUAA